AUGGCUUUUCCUAGAUCCAGAGAUCUUGGAAAAUCAUCUCUGGGACUCGGCUGCUUCGGCGCUUUUGCCUCGGCCAAGGAGUUGGAGGCGAUUCUAGCCACCGCGGCCGAACAGGUCGGCGUCCCGCGAUAUGCUGCGAAAGACCUUCGCAUCUUGCUGCAGGUCCUGGGCUGUGGGCCUCGGAGCAACCGGCAUUUGGAGCCAGAAGACCUCGAGCAGCUAAGGUGCGACUCCUGCAAGUUCGCGCUCAAGGCGGAUGGUGAGCGGAAGUUCUUCGUUUUCUGGGCCAGCGGCUCUGCAAAGGUCGGUGCGUGGACCGUCCAACCAGGGACCGGGCAUGUGGAGCCUUUGUUGGUGAGGUUCGGACAGGAGCAGCCCACCUUUCCCAAUGGCCUUUCCAUCAUCGAUGCUGAGGAGGUGCCACUCAUCACCGCUGAGGAGGCCGCCAAGUGUCUUCCCGGUCCUGGUCCGGCACAGCCUCGAUCUCAGCGAGGUCUACUGGCCUUCGACCUGCUGUUGGAUUUCGGCAAGGCCCCCUCCUCGCUGCUUGCGGCGCGGCAAGCGCGGCUGCAGGAGCUGGCGGCCGCGCUUUCCAGGGUUCGCUUCUACUCGGGCUACAAGGACAAGCUCAACAGCAACGUCAAGGUGCUGCCCAAGGAGCGUUGGGCUGCACUGGAAGGUCUGCUGGGCGCGCCUCUGCUUUUGGACACGGAGGCAAAGCCCUACAGGCCCUUGGCUGAGCUUCCUGGCUUCCUGCCCCUCGCUUCCUGGCAGCCCUGUGGAGAGCCAAGUGGUGGUCCGAGGCGAGGCUUCCGAUGCGACGGACUGGUGUUUGCAUCGCGGCUUCCCACCGGCGGUAUGGACCUCAAGUGGAAGGAGAGCAGAAGCAUCUCAGCAGACUUUCUGGUGCGCGGACGGCGCCCGGGCAGUCCAUCGACACCCUUGGCGCUGCAGGUCUGGUGUCCCAGCCGUCAGGAGCACGUGGCCUUUCAGCCAAAGGAAGCCUCGGUACCGGCCAUGUGUCUGCUUCCCGAGGGUGCAGUGGACGACUGCUUGCUCUCUUGGGAAGCCAUCGCCGAGUUUACUCUUCAAGGCGGCCACUGGAUCUUCCAGCGCCUGCGAGCCGACAAGGUGCAUGCGAACACUGCUGAAACCAUUUCCUCCAUCCUCGAGCUGGCGAAAUCGCCGAUCACCCCGGAGGACUUGGUUGCAUCGUGCCGGAGCUUGCCCAGAAAAGAAGUAGAGUACUACAGCCCUGUUCCCGACGACCUCCGCAGCGGACCUCAACUGCGGGCUCUCUGCGAGGCUCAUCAGCAGGCGAAGCUGGUUCUGCAUCAGGCGUUUAGCGGCCCCACCGUACUGGACGUUGGUGCCGGCCGGCUAGCAGAUGUACAGCUCGCCGUCGCAUGCGGCACCGUAAAGGAGCUCGUGGCCGUCGAUCGCGACGUCGAGGCGCUGACGCACGGCGUUACCAGGCUGGAGCUCUGGGCGGAAAGGGAGAAGUGCAUCGUGUACACCAGCCGAAGAGUGCGCCUUGAGGCUGCACCCCGCCCAAAGCUUCCGCGCGACGUGCUGCGGCCGGAGCUCCUGGUGAGGCCCGUGGUCGCAGAUCUUCAGAGAGACGCAGCGCUGAACGUCCUGGGAGGCAGCCAAUUCAACACCAUCUGCUGCCACUUCGCGGUCCACUACUUUUGGAAUUCCGAGCAGGACACAGCGGAGGUGCUCCGAAGGCUUAGCCAGAAGCUGCUGCCCUCGGGCCUGCUGGUGGUGACGUACAUGGACAGCGACAUGUUGGAUCGUUCCGAAGACGAGAGGCUCCAGACGAUGGUCCUCGAGGAGGGUCCUCAAAACACGGUGACCUUCUCUGUGACUCCUCGGGACGAUGGCACCCUGGAUGUCUUCGUGGGCACUAUCGGCAGGACACACCGCGAGCACCCGGUGUCCACGAGCGAACUCUUGUCGCGCUUCGCACAUUCCGGCCUGACGGUUGCCAGCCGCGGCCUCCUGCGCGACUUGCCUCGGAGCGCGCCACCCGGGCAUCCCCCAGGACUCGGACCCAACCAGCCGCAGCAGCUGGAGAAGAUCCUCAGGCUGUUUGCCUAUGCGGUAUUCCGCAGGGCCCCUGCAGCAGCGCUGCUUGGACGUUCUCCGCACGAGUCCUUCCCGCAGCAUGUAGUCCAGUGUGCGGUGGAGCUGCUACCAGCCAAGACCCUUGCAGCUCUGUCGAUGACCUCCAAGUCCUGGCGCCGCUUCUUCGGUUGA
Messenger RNA from Symbiodinium sp. CCMP2592, 2262 nucleotides. NCBI's taxonomy places the organism in Eukaryota, Dinophyceae, Suessiales, Symbiodiniaceae. The record is from the annotation of a GenBank genome assembly.